AUGUCUGCGAAUGGCGGGCAAACGUACGGACAGCAUCUCCCCGAUCAGGUCGAAAGGAUAUCCGCUCUAUCCGAUUCCCAAUUAGAGCUCCUUGCGGAUGUGCGAGAGCUGCAUAAGGAACGAGCCGCCUUGGAGCGCGAGUAUGCGGCGAAACUGCAACUUCUCGCGAAGAAGGCAGCGGAUAGGAAAGCGAAGAAGAUCAUCGCACUGGUAGUUGGCGGCGAACCAACGAAAGCUUGGGAUGAGAGCACGCCCACCAAGAGUACACUCGACAAGGCUUACACGCAGCUCAUCGCCUCCCUGACUGCGUCCUCCCAGGAUCAUGUCAAUCUGGCUGACGCGCUAACCAGCCAGGUCAUCGAGCCGCUCAAGGUGACCGAGCGGAAAUACGAGGACUCGAAGAAGAGGGAGACCCAACACUAUCAGAAGCUGCUUGCUGAGAGAGAUCGCGUGUACGCGGAUCGGAUCAGGGUUCGUUACGACGAAGAAUGUGCGGAGGUCGAAACCUAUCGGCAAAAGCAGGAACGUUCCGCCGACGACCGCCAUGCAGAAAGGGCCGCGCGGCAAUAUGAGCAACAGCAGGCCGACAUGCUUAACAGCAAGAACGCUUACCUCAUCUCUGUUACGGUCGCGAAUAAGGUCAAGGACAGGUUUUAUGCCGAAGACCUACCCUCUUUGGAAGAUGUGAGUCAAACAGAGGAUUUGCAAUCUCGUCUCCUGACUCGCUUCGUUGACAUUCUCAAGGGAGCGCAAGACAUACAGAUUAAGCACCUAGACGCUCUGCGGACACACCUGACGGACACCGAGGCUGCUCUAAAUGCCGUCAGUCCACAGGCAGACCAAGACCUCUUCAUCGAUUACAACAUCGCACCCUUUACGCCCCCACCCGACUGGAGCUUCGAGCCAUCUCCCAUUCAUUACGAUCAUGGCGAUAUGAGCGUGGAACCUACGCCCAAGGUGUAUCUACAGAACCGGUUGAGCCGGUGCAAGGCGAAGUUGAUGGAGCUCGAUCCAGUAUUAGCUUCGAAACGCAGGGAAGCGGAACAACUGGAGAAACUUGUCGCUGCCUACACGUCCGACGAGACUUUGGGUAAUCCUGGGGAAGUUCUUGAUAAUUAUCUAGAUGCCCGGCACGAGGUGACCUUCUACGGGAUUUCCCGCCUCGUUCUUUCUACUGAGUCGGAAACGAUUUCUUCCGCGCUGAACGGGGACGAGGGUGCGCAAAGUCCGCAUUCGUUCAAGAGCUCUUCUUUCUCGAUUCCCACCACGUGCGCUUACUGCAAGUCUUCCAUAUGGGGCCUGAGUAAACAAGGCAAGACGUGUAAGGCAUGCGGGAUCUCAGUGCACUCGAAGUGCGAGCUCAAGCUCCCGGCGGACUGUACCGGUACACGACAAGGUGGCCGCGGACAUGGCCUCUCGGACUCUGUCUCGUCUAUUUCAUCUAUCUCCAGGUCUUCUUCUGUUAUCUCGCACGGGGACACGACAGCCACCCCUACGCCGUCUUCUUUCGCUCGCACCUCACAUGUGGUGGAGGACAAAGGACCCUCGGCGCGCGUCCUCUUCGACUUCUCUCCGACCUCGCCGUUCGAAUUAGCAGCAUCUGCCGAGAGCAUUGUGCAUGUUCUGGAAGAAGACGACGGCUCAGGCUGGGUGAAGGUAGCCGACGAUUCUGGGGCCAAGGGCCUCGUUCCGGCGUCCUACCUUGAAUUCCAGGACGCAGCAUCAGCGCCGGACAGCAGGGCCUCAACGCCAGGUCCGCGAGCUGCCCAGUCGGCGGACGAUUGCGUACGCGGUAUAUACCCCUACAAGGCGCAAGGCCCCGACGAACUGGACGUAGAAGAGGGUGCAAUGAUCCGCCUAACGGGCGGACCGACGGGCGGUCGGAACUACGCCGAUGGCUGGUGGGAAGGGGUGGACGCGAGUGGGAAGAGAGGCAUCUUCCCCAGCAACUACGUAAAGCAGUUAUCUAUACUUUCUCGGGACGCUCGUACUCACUCGUCCGGUGCAGGUGGAGGCCGCAUAGAUUCGCACUUCGGCUUCGGCGUAGGCCAACUUCCGGCCGUCAAGGAGUCGACAUCGCGACAUUGA
Molecule: messenger RNA, 2088 nt
Organism: Trametes versicolor FP-101664 SS1
Lineage: Eukaryota; Fungi; Basidiomycota; Agaricomycetes; Polyporales; Polyporaceae
Exons: 18
Coding region: 1-2088 (695 amino acids)
Biological process (GO): regulation of actin filament polymerization
Molecular function (GO): protein binding
Source: RefSeq, a predicted model, not a curated record